GUUAUAUAACAGUAGCUUGUGGCGGGAAAUAUUUUAGUCUGUUUAGGUUUUGUAUGAGCGUGAUGUCACCGAAGAAGAAAUUAAAAACAACUAAAAUUCAUGAUGUGGCAAGUAAAAAAGAUUCAAAGAAACCUGUUACUUCCUAUUCCCAUUGGUUGAUGAAAUCUGAACCAGAGUCCAGACUUGAAAAUGGAGUUGAUAUUAAGUUCAGCCUGGAUAAUUUGAAAAAUUCACCAAACGAAACUGCAUGCUGGGAUGGAGUUCGGAAUUAUCAGGCUAGAAAUUUUAUGAAAGAUCAAAUGAAAGUUAAGCAUAAAGUAUUUUUUUAUCAUAGUAACUGUAAAAUUCCUGGAAUUGCUGGCAUCUGUGAGGUUGUCAAAGAAAGUUAUCCUGAUCACACAGCAUUUGAUAAAAAGGACCCACAUUAUGACAAGUCAUCAGAUCCUGCUAACCCUAAAUGGUUUAUGGUUGACGUGAAAUAUAUUCGAACAUUGAACAAUUUUAUACCUCUUUCACUACUUAAGGAAUAUCAUUUCAAACACAAAGCAAAUGGUGGUCCAUUAAAGAAUCUGGCUUUAUUUUGCCAAGCAAGACUUUCAGUCCAACCAAUUAGACAAGAAGAAUGGGAUUUCAUUAUGACACUUGAAAAGAAAGAAACUUGAAACAAUAAAAUAUUUCACUAAUUUAAUUGACAUGACAUUGAAAAUAAAUUGUAAGCUAAAUAUUUUGUCAGAAUUUUUUUAUAAACCAAUACUAGUUAUGCAUGUGAAUGUUAUCACCCAAUGCUCAUCCUAUAUAAAAUUGUAUUUUUCACUUUAUUAUAUAUUUUCAAAUGUCAUUUUCCUUUUUAACUUUCUUCAUUUAUCCCAUCAUUGUCACUUUCCUUUCUCCACUCUCACAAUGCUGUUAUUUGUAUAAAUAAAAGAUAUCCAAACCAUCAACCUUA
Messenger RNA from Octopus sinensis (East Asian common octopus), 946 nucleotides. Its product is annotated as thymocyte nuclear protein 1-like. The transcript is spliced from 7 exons. NCBI's taxonomy places the organism in Eukaryota, Metazoa, Mollusca, Cephalopoda, Octopoda, Octopodidae. The coding region runs from base 54 to 662 and encodes 202 amino acids. The record is from RefSeq and is a predicted model, not a curated record. Gene Ontology annotation, cellular component: nucleus.